This is a messenger RNA of Candida tropicalis MYA-3404, 420 nucleotides long. RefSeq lists its product as uncharacterized. Bases 1 to 420 code for a protein of 139 amino acids. Gene Ontology annotation, biological process: vesicle-mediated transport. NCBI's taxonomy places the organism in Eukaryota, Fungi, Ascomycota, Pichiomycetes, Serinales, Debaryomycetaceae. The transcript has a single exon. The record is from RefSeq and is a predicted model, not a curated record. Gene Ontology annotation, cellular component: intracellular membrane-bounded organelle.
AUGUUUUUAUAUCACAAAGACGAACCCGUUUUGCAUCUUUAUAAACGUUCCGGUAGUGGUGUUGUUGCUGGUGCUAUUAUAACUGUGGUUGUGGUUACUAUCAUAUGGGUUUUAUUAUUUGUUUCCGUUGUAAAAAGACAUAAACGACUUAGGGAAGAACAUAGACAGGCUCAAGGUCGACAAACUUAUGUAUUAAGACCUCGAAGAGCAGGUUUUGUACCGCGAGCAAAUAAUACCAGUUAUCCCACUACUGAGAGGCCAACAGGUGCGACCCGUUCAGAAAUUCCGGAAGAAACCGUUCCACCUUACAGUGAGACAGCACAAGAUUCAAAUGAUAUGGGGUAUUAUGAUCAAGAUGGAAGAUUUCACAAAAUACAUCAAAACGUACCAAUAUCACCUCCACCAGUUGCUCGUGUAUAG